Messenger RNA from Ectocarpus siliculosus, 4267 nucleotides. Lineage: Eukaryota; Phaeophyceae; Ectocarpales; Ectocarpaceae. The record is from the annotation of a GenBank genome assembly.
CACACGCCAGCGACAGUGCUGAGGCUGCUAGCAGACAGACAAACCAACAGACGGCUUCUCCGUUCUGUUGAGGCUAGCAAGCAAACCAGGCGGACUUGCGAGAAGCAGUAUCGAAGAUGCAGCAUGGUCGGCGCGACAAGAAUGAUGUAUUCGUUGGUAACAUUCCUUUCGGGACUACUGAAGAGCAACUACAUGAGAUAUUUUCGGAAGCUGGCGGCAUUGUGAGUAUCCGUCUGGUAUUGGACUUCGAGACGGGCAAGCCCAAAGGUUUUGCGUUCGUGGAGUACGAAGAUGCCGCUACGGCCCUCAGCGCCAUCAGGAACCUCAAUGGCUACGAUUGCAACGGCAGGCUGCUUCGCGUGAACUUCUCGAACAACAGCUCGUUGGGUGCUGAGCAACAACGCGGGGAGAAGGCGCCUCAGCAGGAGAGGACGGUGAAAGGAGUGGUGAUGCAAAUGGGGAUUUACGAGGUUUGGGACAUUGUGUCCAACAUGAAGCAACUUGUGGAGAAGGAGCCCGAUAAAGCGAAACAGAUGUUUGUCAGCCACCCUCAGGUCGCCGAAGCAUUACUCCACAUGCAAGUGCGAUUAGGAAUGUUCAAGGCCGAGGAUGUGCCGUCGUUGUUUAUUAAAGCCAAGGAGGAUGUCAGCAAGAAAAAGCCGGGGGCUAUCAUGCUUGGGACCGGUGCGAUCCUGCCUCAACUCGUUCCUGCUCCUGGGCAGUUUCAGCAGCCACCAACUAAUCCAACUUUGGGGUGGGGUCAGGCAGUACAACAGCCAAUCCAGACGCAGCAGCACAUGGCGCUUCACCGAAGCAAGCUUGGCCCUGUGGGCGGGGAUGGGAGUGGGGCAAAGAGCGAUGGGGGCGUGGCGGUAGAUUUGGACCCUCUGUCGGCGUUUGCGCUCAUGGGACCUGGCACCGAGGUCGCUAGUACAUCGGGAGGAACGGGGUCUGCCUCCAGCGUAAGGUCUGCUGGAAUCAGCAGCGGCGCAACACGAGGCUCCAGCAGGAGAGACAAGCAGCAGAGUACAUCGCCUCCUGCGUCGGUGCAACGGCCGAGGGAGAGCAGGGGCUGGCUUAACGCUGAGCCGAGCCUUCCAGGGCCACCGAGGGCGCUUGGUGGCGGCUCGCAGGGGAACCAUUUCAAGACAGAUGGGGUUCAGAAGAGGGGCACACCCGUUUACGAGGAUGUGGUAGCUCGUCCAGAAGCAGCGACGGAGAAGGUCACCCAGUUGGAGAUGAUGAGGAACGAAGGGAUCGAGUGCCUCGAGAACGAGUUGCUCGUCGUCAAGCUGCAGAACGCAAGCUGUGAGGCUCUUCACGGGAAGAUGGUGCCUGGGAUGCUCAUAAUGACCACGUACAAGCUCGUGAUCAUUCCCCAUAGCACGCAGAGGGGAGCGAACUCUACCAGCGUUAGCAAAGGGUCGAUGGCGAGUACUGGUACAGACGAGCGGUAUCUUCCGUUUGGACACCUGCCGAAGGAGUACGUCCAGGUCCCGAUGACGUACAUAGACAGGAUCGAGCGCGAUGCCGAUCGGAAGGGAGCUCCCAGGGCGGAUAGGUACUUCAGCACUGAUGUGGUUGCUACCAUACACUGCAAGGAUGCGAGAAGAAUACGCGUGUCCUUUGGAGGAAACGACGAGUCUGAACGAGCGAUGAAAAUGCUUCACAGCCUGGCCUUCCCAGGGCAAAAGAUGAAAGAUCUGUUUGCGUUCAGCCGCAACACUGUGAAGCCCAGGGCGCCGGACCCAGGGUGGCACAUCUAUGAUGCUGGCAAGGAGUUGGACAGGAUGGGUGUGUUGAAACCUCGGCGGAACAAGGGUGUUAGCCCUUGGAGGGAAACCCAGUUGAACGCCAACUACGAGUUGUGCGGAUCGUACCCAUCUGUCCUGGUCGUGCCGGCCUCCAUAACGGACGACGAAAUUAAGGCCGUGUCCUACUUCCGAUCAGAGCAGCGCGUGCCUGUCUUGUGCUGGGGGCGGCAAGCAGAUGCGGCUUCGAUAUGGAGGUCCAGCCAACCUAAGAUCGGAAUCUCGCGUGCGGCUUGUGCCGAGGACGAGCACAUGCUCGCAAGCGUGGCGGCUUGCUCGCCGGCUCGCAUGCUCCCGAUCGUAGACUGUCGGCCGCGCUCGACUGCCACCGCCAACUUCGCGGCAGGCUACGGCUACGAGAGCUACCCGGACUGCCCGCUAGAGUUCGCGGGUAUUGGCAACAUUCACGUGAUGCGAGAGAGCCUCGCAAAACUGGAGGGGCUUUGUCUAGGUGGCACGGCCAAGGACCAAGACUGGAUGGCGGUGGUUGAGGAUACAAGGUGGCUCUCUCACGUGCGCACCGUUCUGUCGUCGGCAUGGACCGUGGCGUCUAAGGCGCACACACAGAGGAGCCCCGUGUUGGUGCACUGCAGUCACGGCUGGGACCGGACUUCUCAGGUCUGCUCCUUGGCCCAGAUGCUCCUCGACCCGUACUACCGAACAAUCGACGGGUUUCAGGUUUGUCUCCUUGUACACAAGCACAAGUUGCUCGAGGUGCUGAUCGAGAAGGACUGGUUAGCGUUCGGACACCCUUUCCACCUCCGGCAUGCGUACGGGAUGCCAAGGGGAUUGACAUCGGGCAAGGAAGAUCAACGCAGCCCCAUCUUCCUGCAGUUCUUGGACUGCACGUGGCAACUUGUCAUGCAGCUGCCCUCGUACUUUGAGUUUAACCCAAGGUUUCUGCUGUGCAUCGCGGAUCAUAUCCAGAGCUGUCGCUUCGGCACAUUCUUGUGCAACACGAACAAGGCCAGGAAAGAGAACAUGCUAGAGGAGAGGAGCGACAGCCUGUGGACAUUCCUCGAGUUGCACCGGCCGGUCUUCCUCUCUCAGCUCUACACGGUGGAUACCCAGUACGAGCUUCUACCACCCCUCUCCAGUAUCCUGCGGCACGUGAGGCUCUGGAGUGAUUACUUCUUGCGAUGGAGCCCUGCACCGUCAUUUAUGCCCCUGCCACGGCUACUCCGAGAUAGCGACAGCAGCCUGGACACUAGCAACAGAAGUAGUGACGGAACCAAGUCUCCUGCGGGGAAGACUGCGGGCCAGCAAGCACGAAACGGUCUAGCCGAAGAGGGUCAGCAUCCUACUAUUCCGAUCUUCAGGUGUGAGUUCGAUGAGAUGGAGCGAUGGAUGGGCUUGUGCAGAUCUGGGGUGGGCAAUGCCAACGGCAACAGCAAGGCUGCCGCGGGGGGGGGUGUACCCUGUGGCAAUGACGAUAGCAGUAGUGCACAUGAGUGUGAAGGGGCGAAGUCGGAGGAUCUAGCGGCUGCUCGGAAGGAGAUCAUUCAGCUCAAGGUUGCCCUUGCGGAAAAGGAGCAACUGUUGAACUCACUCGCGCAAGCGAAUGCGAUGGACGCGAGCACUCCGCAGAGGGCAAAGGUGGGUAUGCGCAAAGCGUACACUGCGCCUUCUAGACCGUCGAGAGACAGGCGCGGCACCCCCCACGGUAGGACAGACCAAUCGAGCACCGCGACCUCUCGAACACAUGGCGAUAGCCCUCUUUCCGAGGCGGCCGCGGCCGCGGCUGUGGAGACAGCUGCAGCAGACGAUGAGAACGAAGAAUUGGCGGCAUCUCGGCCUCGGGGCCUUUCUUCCACAGCGGAAAGCAGGGAGGUGAGACGAUCUUCGGUGAACAGCGAGUUAAGCUACGAGGAUGACCGUGGGAGAUGUUUGACUGGAGCGACGCCCGACGUCUCGUACGAUGUACUGGGAGGGGGUGUGGACCGAGGCCGGGGCGGGAGUGUGGGUGAGGAUCACGUGAUGCGCGAUGAUGCCGGACAAGGAGCAAGGGGGUGGAAUUGGGACUUCAAGCCUUGGAACGGUCCUCCUUCGAAGGGCAGGGGCAGGAAUCGCUCUUCGAAAGCGCCCUCGAAGCCGAACUGAGUGGGUGCUUUCUGCACGCAAGAAUGCGGCGAGUCCCUCCCAUCCAUCCGGACCUUGAACCCAAGGACGUGAAGGCUCGGUGAAAGACGGUGUAACCUGAUCGGGGUUGGUUGCUCCAGAUCCUGAGCGAUGCAACGCAAAACUGCCCUCGGGUACACGUCAAGACGCUGUGUUCACGUUUCGCAUUGGGGUGUAUGCCGAUCGAGCGGGUACAACCUUCUGGUUGUAUUGAAGCGUAAGCGUCCGUCAUUCGUGAAGCGGGUUCGGAUGGUGCGGAGCAAAUUGAUGCAGCAGCUGGCCAAGUUGAGACGAAGCUUCCCCGUUGCCAACUUGCCAAUGAAGAAGUUCAACACAUG